Messenger RNA from Paraphaeosphaeria sporulosa, 2658 nucleotides. RefSeq lists its product as uncharacterized. The transcript has 7 exons. Gene Ontology annotation, cellular component: nucleus. Gene Ontology annotation, molecular function: ATP-dependent DNA damage sensor activity; mismatched DNA binding; ATP binding. Lineage: Eukaryota; Fungi; Ascomycota; Dothideomycetes; Pleosporales; Didymosphaeriaceae. Gene Ontology annotation, biological process: chiasma assembly; mismatch repair. Bases 1 to 2658 code for a protein of 885 amino acids. The record is from RefSeq and is a predicted model, not a curated record.
AUGCCUAGGAAUGAUGACGAUAGUGAAUCGCAGCUUCCUAGGGCUUCAUCCCAUGAGAGCCAUCGCCUAGAGCCCGAACUAGACGACACACUGAGCGAAGUCGUCAUGGCCAUCGAUUUACAGCAAAAAGACACCGUGGGUUGCUGCUACUACGUAGCGCGGGAGGAGAGGCUCUAUUUCACGGAAGACAUAAAGCUCGGAGGACUCGCCGUCAUCGACGCUCUAAGAGUCUAUAUUGACCCGACAGUUGUUCUUGUGUCAACCAAGAUAGACGAUACUGUCAUUGAGACGCUUGAAAAUCUCGCAGAGGAUCGAUUCUCACUUCCGUUUCUUUUGGAAGUCCGUCCACCCAGCGAAUUCUCUUUCGAUGCUGCAAAGGGAAAGCUGGCUACGUUGAGGAUUGAAGAUGACGUCGUGCCGCAAAUGAACUUCGUGGUACCGGGAGAUAUGAAUUUACUGGGCGAAGGAAGCUUAGAGAAUGCAUCCGGUCACCAAGGCAGGCUCCUCCGUCUUGCCGGCUUGGUCGAUAUGGAUAGUCGGUUAACGGUUGGCUGUGCCGGUGCGCUGCUAUCUUACCUGCAACGGCGGUGUGCGGCUGCUUAUCUUCCUGGAGAUGAAGCAGCGCAUGAAAUGUUCCGCAUCUCAUCGCUAGAGAUGUUCACUCUGAAGGAAACCAUGCUCAUCAACGCUGACACUCUUAACUCGCUCCAAAUCAUGGAAAAUGAGUCUCAUCCCAACACGCAUAAUCAAGGUCCCAGUAAGGCACCGUCAGGAUCCAAAGAAGGUUUAACAAUCUUUGGUCUGUUCCACCAUCUGGCUCAUACACCGCAAGGGAAACACCUCUUACGACAAUCCUUCCUACGUCCCUGCUUGAAUCUCAAUACAAUCCGUGAGCGACAUGAUACGAUACAAACGUUCCUACGUCCUGAGAAUUCGGCUCCUUUUGAUACGAUUGUUACCAGCCUCAAGUCCACUGGAAACAUGCGUACGACUCUAAUUAGCCUAAGGAAGGGGAUCUCUGCUAGAAGUGGGAAGAACGGCAAGGGUACUUCGAGCAGUCUCUGGCUAAGCAUCCGACGGUUUGUGUUCCAUGCGCUCAAAAUCAAGGAGUCCUUUCAAGAUGUGCUCGGUGGUGAACGGCUGGCCAUCAAAGACAAGCUGCUCGAGAAGUUUGAAGGAUACCACCUGGCACAGAUUGGCAGAAAGAUCAACGACAUAGUAGACUUUGAUAAGUCUGCUGAGGAAUCUCGGACUGUCAUAUUGGAAGGGGUAGACGAGGAACUCGAUAACGUGAAGCGUACGUUUGCGGGUCUGGAUGAUCUACUCGGUCAGAUUGCACGUAAUUUGUCCGAGAAACUUCCUGCAAACUUCCAAGGCUCGCUGAAUGUUCUUUACUUCCCCCAGAUUGGUUUCCUCAUCACUGUCCCACUCGACCCAACAACAGGCGAAGCUGUAUACGAUGGUAGCUUUGACAAUCCUUGGGAACGUAUGUUCUCAACCGAAGAUCAAAUCUACUUCAAGAACAGCCAAAUGCGAGAAAUGGAUGGACAUUUUGGCGAUCUGUACGGCAUUAUAUCAGACCGGGAAAUUGAGAUCAGUCACGAACUCGCACAGUACGUGCUAGAAUACGAGAAACUACUUAUGGCCGCAUCAGACAUUUGUGGUGAGUUGGAUUGCGUGCUCGCUCUGUCACAAGGGGCUCGACUGUACAAUUUGUGUCGUCCCAGAGUCUCGAACGACAACGCCAUUUCCAUUGAAGGUGGUCGACACAUGCUCCAAGAGCUUAGUGUCUCGUCAUUUGUACCCAACAAUACCAGCCUGGUUGGGGCUACCAAUUUUGAUACAGUGGAUGAUGACAGCAUGUUUGAUAGCUCGCCUGAGCAUCACGCACACGCUCGCCAGUCGGGACCAAGUAUGCUGAUUCUUACCGGUCCCAACUACUCUGGGAAGAGCGUUUACCUGAAGCAGGUGGCGUUGAUAGUGUACAUGGCUCACAUUGGCAGCUAUGUUCCAGCGGAAAGUGCAAAGAUCGGCCUAACAGACAAAGUACUUUGCCGCGUUACAACUCGCGAAUCCGUAUCCCGAGCACAGAGCACUUUCAUGAUUGACCUUCAACAGAUUUCGCAAGCAUUGAGUCUAGCUACACCGAGGAGCCUUUUAAUUAUUGACGAAUUCGGGAAAGGGACGGACACAAGUGACGGUGCCGGAUUAGCUUGUGCUGUGUUCAACCACCUCGUCGGUUUAGGCAGGAAUAGGCCGAAAGUCAUUGCAGCUACUCAUUUUCAUGAGAUCUUUGAGAACGGGCUGCUUAAAGCAAGCCCAUCGCUCGCGCUCGCGCACAUGCAGGUGCAGAUCGACGAACAGACCUCUGAGCUAGACGAUCAAAUCACGUACCUAUACAAUUGUGCUGCCAUGAACGGUGUUCCAAAGGAGAUCAUUGAGCGUGCAGAUCAGCUGAUAGAGAUGACUCUAAAGGGGCAAGACCUGAUUGCCGCCUGCUCAAUCAUGCCGCAAUCCGAAGCUUUAGAGCUAGAGGAAGCAGAACAUAUUGCACGAGACUUUUUGGAGGCAGACAUCUUCACUGAUCCCAAAAGGGCAUUAAGCGACAUACUUACCGUGUCUGGUACAACCGAGUCUCCGGCUUCAAACAGACAGUAA